Messenger RNA from Sceloporus undulatus (fence lizard), 6085 nucleotides. It is a transcript of the gene PDCD11, whose product is annotated as programmed cell death 11. Gene Ontology annotation, molecular function: protein binding; RNA binding. Gene Ontology annotation, biological process: rRNA processing. The record is from RefSeq and is a predicted model, not a curated record. The transcript is spliced from 36 exons. The coding region runs from base 100 to 5544 and encodes 1814 amino acids. Lineage: Eukaryota; Metazoa; Chordata; Lepidosauria; Squamata; Phrynosomatidae. Gene Ontology annotation, cellular component: small-subunit processome; nucleus; nucleolus.
CCUGUUGACCUUUUCCCCCGGCCUCGCUUCCGCUUCCGGGUUACGGGACAGAUGGUGCCUUUUGAGCCCGUGCGACUGUGAAGGAGGCGAAGAGCAACCAUGUCAUCUGUAGAAGAAAACUUCCCUCGAGGCGGCACACAGAAGAAAGGACAAGAAGGAAAGGCAUCCAGACAACACACAGUAGACCAGGACAAUUUAUUUCAAACACAGAAUGAAGAGGUAACUCAGAAAAGAAAGAAAAAACAUCAGGACCAAGUGAAACCCAAAAAGCUCAAGUCUGAGGAGACAGUUGUUGUAAAAACCAGCCCAAAGGAUUUUGAGCUUUUGACAGCUGAGUCUCUCACUGAAGGAAUGCUGCUCUUAGGAUGUGUGAAAGAAUCUCAUCAGUUGGAGCUGGUGAUUGGUUUGCCAAAUGGGCUCACUGGGUUUGUUCAAGUGACACGAAUAUGUGAUUCCUACAACGAAAUUCUGAAUAAUCAGGUGGCUACUGAUGAGCUCUUGGAGGAUCUGAAUUCUCUCUCAGACCUAUUCUCUCCAGGAAUGCUGGUCAGAUGUGCUGUUGUUAGUCUGGAGAAAACAAAUACAGGACGUCGGAGUAUCCAGCUCACAGUUAACCCCAAGGAUGUUAACAAGGCUUUGAAUGCUGCAGCUCUGAAACCUGGCAUGCUGCUUUCUGGAUGUAUCUCAAGUGUGGAAGAUCAUGGUUACAUUAUUGACAUAGGUGUCCCAGCAGCAAAAGCAUUUCUGCCACGUCAGAAGGCCCAAAGUUUCCUGCAGUCAAACAACAAAGGGGCUGAACUGAAGAUAGGGCAGUACCUGAACUGCCUUAUUGAAGAAGUGAAGAACAAUGGAAGGAUAAUCCGCAUAUCCAUCUGUCAGUCUGAGAUUGUUAUGGCCAUUGCCACAGAAAAACAAAAUUGGUCACUCAGCAACUUGCUGCCUGGACUUGUGGUAAAAGCCCAGGUUAAGGAGGUGACACCUUCUGGAAUUUCUUUACGUUUUCUCUCUUCCUUUACUGGAAUUGUUGAUUUCAUGCAUAUGGGUCCUCUGAAAGCAAUAAACUACUCACCAGGUCAGAUGGUAAAAGCCUGUAUUAUUUCCAACAAUCCUGCUUCCAAGGCAAUACGCCUUUCUUUACGCCCAGUCUUCCUUCAACCGGGCAUCCAGCUUGGCCAGCUGUGCAAUGAUCGAAUUGGGAUGGUAGUGACAAACGCAAAAGUGAAGACCUUUCUCCCCAAAACUGGUGCCAUCUUUGUGUUGGAUGAUGGUGGCCUAGGGUUUGCACAUCGAAAACAUCUUUCAGAUACUCUCACAUGUUUCAAGCCAGAGAUGUUUAAGCCUGGAAAUGAACACAAAUGUCGAAUUAUUGACUACAGCCUAAUAGAUGAUGUGGCAAUGGUAUCUCUCAAACAACGUCUUAUAGAUGCUCCAUUUCUGAGAUAUCAGGAUAUUUAUCCUGGACAAGUUCUGGAAGGCACAGUAUUAACUCUGAAGCCAUUUGGCAUGCAAGUAAAGGUGACUGAGUACAUCAAGGGCCUAGUCCCAUCCUUGCAUUUGGCAGAUGUGCCUCUGAAGCAGCCAGAAAAGAAAUACAGUGUGGGAGCUUCUGUCAAGUGUCGGGUUCUUGUCUCCAAUCCUGAAGCAAGGAAGAUUGUUCUGACAUUGAAAAAAACACUUGUCAAUUCCAAACUCCCUGUUCUGGCCAGUUAUGAAGAUGCAAAGCCAGGCCUGAUCACCCAUGGCUUUGUGGUGUGUGCUAGGGAAUUUGGCUGCAUUGUGAAAUUCUAUAAUGACCUAAAAGGCCUGGUUCCCAAGAAUGAGCUUGGCUUGCCACCUUUGACUCCUCCUCAAGAAGCCUUCUAUGAAGGUCAGGUGGUCAAAGUGAUUGUCUUAAAAUGUGAGCCUGAGCAGGAAAAAGUGCUCCUCUCAUUUAAUCUGACAGAUAAUCCUCUUGCUAAAGAUAGUAGAGGUGAAAAAGCUUCAAAGAAACGGGAAGUGAUAUAUGAAGCCGGACAGGUUGCUGAUGUGAAAAUUCUGAAGAAGAAAGAAGAUGGCCUAGAAGUUACAAUCUUACCAAACAGUAUUUCUGCCUACCUUCCCAUGAUGCAUCUCUCUGACUCUGUGUCUCAUAGCAAACUGUGGUGUCAUUGGCUCAAAGAAGAUGAUAUUCUGCAUAAUGUUGUGUGCCUCCAUGACAAGGGGCGUCAUAUUACUCUGAGUAGGAAGCCAGCAAUGGUUUUGGCUGUGCAGGAAGAACAUGCAGUGAAGAACUUCUCUGACAUUCAGCCAGGAUUGCUGUUGACUGGUUUUGUGAAAAACAUCAUGCCUUAUGGUGUGUUUGUGGAAUUUCCAUAUGGUUUGACAGGGCUGGCACCUAAGUCGGCAAUGAGUGAUAAGUUUGUGACAGACACCAAGGAUCAUUUUGUGAUAGGUCAGACUGUGAUUGCCAAAGUGACCAACAUUGAUGAAGAGAAGCAGCGCAUUCUGCUAUCCAUGAAAUUGUCUGACUGCUCCUCUGAGGAUUCUGUUUCACAGAGCUUCUCCUUGCUGCAACAGUACUUUAAGGAGCUGCAGGAAAUCAAAAGCAUCCUGAGCAAAAGAGAUGAUUCAAAUGUGGCCCAGAAACUUUGUGAAAUUAAACCUGGACAGAGGCUGCAGUUGGUGGUUCACGAAGUGCAAGCAGAUGGUUCAGCAAUUUUCAGUGGAAACUGUGUUGCUGGAUUGACUGUAAUGGCUGCUUACAACCAUCUUGGAGGUAAAAAUAUUGCUUUGGGUGAAAAAGCAAAAGUGGUGGUUCUAUAUAUUGAUUACCUAAAAGCAAAGAUCUGUGUAUCUCUUCGAGAGGAGCUGCUGUCCCCCAAACCCAAGAAGUUAACCCUAGACUCUCAAUAUGAAGCCAUUGUGCAGCAUGUGGCGACAGAGCAUGCAGUUGCUUCAUUAGUAGGAACAGGCCAACUGAUUGCUAUUCCUGUAGCUUCCCACUUCAAUGACACAUUCCGGUUUGAUUCUGAAAAACUGAAGAUGGGACAGUCAAUUCGAGUGGUUCUGAAAACUGUGGAAACAGGGGGUUAUGGGAUCUUGCUUGCUGUACAAGGAGCAGCGAAGAGAAGGGCUGUAAUCCGGUCACGGCAUGACUCAGAAGCACUAGAUGAGACUUUGGCCAUGGUGAAACACUCACUGCAUAUGGGUGAUGUGGUCAAAGGAACUGUGAAGUCUGUCAAGCCCACCCAUGUCCUAGUGGCAAUUGAUGAUCACCUGACUGGCUCCAUUCAUGCAUCCCAGAUUGUGGAUGAAGUUUCUGUAGGCACCUUCCCAACAUCCCUGCUAAAAGUUGGUCAGAAAGUGACUGCCCGGGUCAUUGGAGGCAGAGAAAUUAGAACUCACAGAUAUUUGCCUAUCACCCACCCCCACUUCACUCAUACGUGGCCAGAGCUCAGUAUCCGACCAAGUGAGCUGAAAGGGGAAAGCAAAACAGUCCUGGGCCCUGAAGAUGGUAAAUCAGAAGAGAUGUUGAAACACUUCAAGCCUGGGCAGACAGUGACAUGCUUUGUUAAGAAGUACAACACUGUAAAAAAAUGGCUGGAGGUGGAAGUAACACCUGAUAUCAGAGGGAGAGUUCAUCAACUCUUGCUUUCCCUGAAGCCUAAGAUCUUAAAAAAACCAGGGAAUUACUUCAAGAAUGGGCAGGCUUUGAUUGCAACCGUGACAGGUUGUGACACCACUGGGACCAAACUCUUUCUGUCAUUAUCAGGAGUUUCUUCUCUGGAAAAAGGAACCAUCACACUAGGCUGCAUAAAAAAAGUGAUUCCACAUGUAGGCCUGCAUGUUACGCUUCCCUUUGGAAGGACUGGCAAAGUUAGCUUUUUCCAUCUCAGUGACUCAUAUGCUGAACAGCCACUAGAAGAUUUCAUUAUUGGAAAUAUUGUCAGAUGUUAUGUCCUUUCAGAUGAAGAUAAUAUAAUAAAAGUAUCUCUCCGGCAAUCCAGGGUAAGUCCCAAGAGCUACUGUAAGAUAGAAGAUCCUGAAAUUGUAUCUCUUGAUAAUAUAAAAAAAGAUCAGCUCGUCAGAGGCUAUGUCAAAUCCAUCACACCAUCAGGCAUUUUGUUUAGAUUGUCUGACUCUGUUGUGGGUUGUAUUCCAUUGCGACGUAUCAGCCCCCUCGUGGUGUCAGAUCAUUCCUUAUGUGCAAAGUACAUAUAUCAAGGUCAAUUCCUCACUGCCAAGGUCUUCAGUAUAAAUAAAGAGGAGAACUUGGUGGAGCUCUCACUCCUUCCUGAAGACACUGGGAACCCAAGUAUCAUCCCAGAAUCGUGUUCUGGUGAAACAAAUACACACUUUAAGAAGACAAGAAAGCAAAAAAGAAGAAACUCUGAAAGCGAGGAGCAAUUAAAGCCAGCAAAGAAAAGAGCUCCUUGCACUGAAGAUGAUGAUAGUGGUGUGGAGGUCUACUGUCGGGAGGAGGAAGAGGAAGAAAAGUGUGAGAGGAAAUCUAAGCAGGGAAAAGAAAUUUCAAGGCUGAAGGUUUCAACAAGCUUUGUAUGGGAAGAGGGCUUGAAUGUGUUGGAUGCCACCAUGUUGAAAGCAAAGGAGCAGAGCUCUGACAGUGAGGAAGAUGACGAUACAGAGACCAAGACCAAGAAACAAACAAAGAAGAAAAAAGAGCUGGAAAGGCAGAAGGCAGAGAAGGAACUCUCCAAACUAGAAGCUGCUCUGAUGGAUCCCAACCGGCAGCCCCAGACAGCAGAUGAUUUUGAUCGCUUGGUCCUUAGCAAUCCUGACAGCUCCAUUCUCUGGUUGCAAUAUAUGGCUUUUCAUCUACAGGCUACAGAGAUAGAGAAAGCCAGAGCUGUGGCAGAAAGGGCACUGAAAACUAUCUCCUUUAGAGAAGAACAAGAAAAGCUCAAUGUAUGGGUUGCCCUGCUGAACUUGGAGAACAUGUAUGGCACAGAGGAAGCACUGAUGAAAGUCUUUGAAAGAGCCAUUCAGUACAAUGAACCUUUGAAAGUUUUCCAGCAGUUAGCAGACAUCUAUACUGGUUCUGAGAAAUAUAAGGAAGCUGAUGACUUGUACAAUACAAUACUGAAGCGCUUUAGACAGGAGAAAUGUGUGUGGGUGAAGUAUGCCACUUUCCUUCUGAAAAGAGGUUUGGUGGAAGCAGCCCACAGGCUCCUCCCUCGUGCACUAAAGUGUCUGCCACAAAAAGAACAUGUGGAUGUGAUUUCAAAGCUUGCACAGCUGGAAUUCCAGUUUGGUGAUCCAGAACAUGGCAAGGCCAUUUUUGAGAAUACCCUGACCACAUACCCUAAACGUACAGACAUCUGGUCAGUGUACAUAGACAUGAUGAUAAAACAUGGCAAUCAAAAGGAAGUACGGGAGAUUUUUGAACGAGUAAUACACCUGAGCCUAGCAGCAAAGAAGAUGAAGUUUUUCUUUAAGCGCUACUUGGAAUAUGAGAAGAAGUAUGGCACUGCAGAAACAGUCCAGGUUGUGAAGGCAGCAGCGCUGGAGUAUGUGGAAUCUAAGGGUGGUCUUGCUGAGCACUAAUUUCUAGAGCAGACAAACUUAAUUGCUUUCCCUGUAUUUUGAGAAAAGGACAUAUCACAAUUGUACAAAGGAGAGUUUUUCUUCUAGAACUACAUUUCUUUAUGAUCUCAACAGCAGAAUGGGUUAGCCAUGACCAAAUCAUGGCAUUUCAAGAACUGUACACCUUUUGUACCUUCCCCAAAUUUUUAAAUAGAAGGAUGUAUGUUUGGAGUUUUAUUUAAGUGCUGGUGUUGUUGUUUUUUUAAACAGUCACUAACUUGUGCUUUCCUGUGGAGAUGGUUUUUCUUAUUAAAUUCAUUGAAAUUUCUUCUACUAAAAAGUAUGGAAUAUAUCUGAUCUCUUCCUUGUAUUUUAGGAUGUAUAUUCUGUCAUAAGUUAAUAAUGUGGCUUGUCCUGUUUUAAUUUAUUCAUUCUCUCACACAUAUCUAUUCCUUCCUAAAUCUGAAUUAGAGAAAGCUUUUGACUAGGCCAAUAUGUAUGAGUUGCACUUAUUCACUGAUAAUUCAUGUUUUAUACAUAAAUGUGUAUGUAUGAAAUGAUA